This is a messenger RNA of Sarcophilus harrisii (Tasmanian devil), 10413 nucleotides long. RefSeq names its product centrosomal protein 295 (gene CEP295). The coding region runs from base 151 to 7602 and encodes 2483 amino acids. Gene Ontology annotation, cellular component: centrosome; cytosol; centriole. The transcript is spliced from 34 exons. Lineage: Eukaryota; Metazoa; Chordata; Mammalia; Dasyuromorphia; Dasyuridae. The record is from RefSeq and is a predicted model, not a curated record. Gene Ontology annotation, biological process: regulation of centriole replication.
UUUGGCGCCCGUGUCGGUGCGUCAUCCGCUGCGGCGCCGUUCGGAGCCUCCGCUGGCCUCGGCUCGUGGCCGAGCUGCCCGCGGCUGCAGGCGCCCACUCCGGCGUUGAGCCUCCUUCUUCCAGGUUCUAUUUAUUCAAAAUAUAAGAAAAUGAAAAGAAAAGUAACAAAAGUUGGAAACUUUAGAUUUAGUCCCAAUGAGGAAGCCUUGCUUUUAAAGGAAGAAUAUGAAAGAAGACGAAAACAAAGAUUACUGCAGGUUAGAGAACAGGAAAGAUGCAUUGCUUCUCAGUUAAGACAAGAAGUAAAACAGAGGAGAGAUCAAUACCUCCAUCAUUUGGCAGAAGAGUUGAGGGUAGAAUGGGAAAAAACACAAAAACAGAAAAUCAAAGAACUGGAAAACCUGUAUAUUGCAAGCUUACGUUGUGUGGGAGAGGGACAUCGUAGUGCUAAGGAAAAUGAUCCUCGUAUACAUGAAAUAAUAAAGCAAAGAGAGGAAAGGCAACAAAGAGCGGAGGAAAGAGGCCAGGAAGCAUUGAAAAAAAUGAAAAAUGAAAAGGAAAAGCUAUUGAAAAAAAAAUCAUGGAAUGUAGAAACUCGUAAGAAAGUACUACUAGAGGAAAAAGAAAGAGCUGCAAAAAUUGCAAGUCUUCCACCCCCUCCUCCAGAUCCUUUUGAGGCUGUCCUCACACUUAAGACAUACUCUCUUCCUGGAAAAGGCACAAAUGUUCAAGUAAAAGGAAUUUCUACAUUAAAGAGCAACACUGCUAGUAACCCUCCUACUUACCAUCAUCUUGGCCCAAGUGUCAUAAACGAGGAGAAGGAUGUAGAACAGAGCCUUCAAUUGAAGCAAAUUUCUAAGAUUACUAGUACUACUACUUGUACUAGUACUAUUACUACUUGUUCCACUUACAAUUUUGAACCAACUGUGGAGAGAGAGAUGGAAGUACAACAGCCAGAUCCUCAUUUGGCCGCUGAAGAAGAAACAAAGAGGUUGGAGAAACUACAGAAAGAAGCAAUCCAAGAAAAGAGAGAACAGCUUGAAAAGGCUCACAUACGAGGAAUUCAUGCUAUGAGAAAGGUUCAUUUGGCUAAAAACAGAGAGAAAAUAAUGAAAGAGCUGGAACAGCUGCAACAAGUGGACCUUGCUAGGAGAAGGCAGAAUGUGGCCCAGAUGCCACCACAGGUGGUUGAGCUGCCAUACAAACGCAUGGAAAUUAAAGAGGACUGGCAGAGGGAACUAGAGUUUGCCUUUGAAGAUAUGUACAAUGCAGACAGGAAGGUGAAGGGAGACCUGAUUUUGAAACUAGAGCCAGAGCCUUUGCCAGUUGUGACUGAACUCAUCCAGGAUGAAGAACUGGAUCUUUCAAUGGAGCAGGACUACACAUCUGAGAUUCAGAACCAAGAGAGAGGGGAAGAAGAAACUCCAUUUCUCACAGAAACAAAAUCUCCAUUGGCACAGGAGACCCAUCAUGCACCUUCAAAAACUGUAUUAAAAAAAUUAUUAGACAGAAUUCAGAGCCAGAGAUCUCAGUGGGCAAAUAAGUACACUUCCGAAGAUGAAAAUGAAAUGCCUACAAAUUUUGUUGAUGGUGAAAGUGAGACAAUAGAGACAGGAACAAUUGUCAGUGAAGAAAAACCACUGGAUAAAUCAGAACAUACAUCAGAACAAGGUGAAACAAAACAACUUAGUGGCCUUGGAAGUGAAACAAUCAAAACUGAAUUGGAAACAGAUCUCAGAAAAGAACAGCCAUGCAAAAUCCUUACAGAAUCUGGAAAGAACAAAGGCUUAGAAUCAUCUGAAAGUGAAAUUUCCCAGGUAGAUGAAAGGUCGGUUCUGCUUGAUCCUCAUGAAGAGGCCACUCAAGCUAGAACAGUAACAGACAGACAAAAACAGAUGAUGAAACUUGAACAACAAAAACAAAAACAGCUGGCAUUAAUUAGACAGAUUGAACAACAGAGAAUAAGACUGGAGAGUGAAUGCCUAAAAGCUCGAAAGACUCAACUAGAACUUGAGAGGAAAAAAAUAAAAGAAAGAAUUCAGCAAUUUUAUUUAAGAUAUAUGGAAUCUUAUCCUUUUGUGGACCAGUGGAAGAAAGAAGUCUCUGUGGUCCCUCAGCAUUUAAUGAAUGAUGCUCCAACAAUUGAUUUGGAAAUUUCCAGAGAAGAUCGUAGUAGACAAAUGAUUCAUAAUUACCAGCAACAUCUUUUACAGCAAAACAGGUUUCACAAACAAUCCAUUGAUGCAGCCAGGAAACGUUUGCAUGAGUAUCAAAAUAUGUUAAAACAAAGGUAUCCAUCCCAGUCAACCAAGAAUAUUUCAUCUGAUUUCAUAAAGCCUAAACGUGAAUCACUUGAUAGAAAAACACUAACAUUCCAGGCCAGCUCUUGUCUUCCAGGAGUAUCACAACUACCAAGUUAUCCUACAAUAACAGGAAGCACUCGUUUGCUUUCCUUAGAGAGCAAUGAAAGGAUAUCUUCUGGUCAGACUGCUUCUUCUUAUUCAGGAUCACUUAUUCAGCCUUCACUUAGUUCAGUACCUUCUGCUGAACCCGAAUCUAAAUUGGGAAGAAUCCAAGAUCUCUUUUCAACUGAGAGUCAAAUUAGUCCACAAUUUUUACGUCAUUUCAUAAGUUCAGAGGCAAAGCCCUUCCUUUCUUCAGAUCAUAGACUGUCUCAGAAGGCUAGUUUGAAGACAGUACAAGAGCCGUUAGAGGUACAAAAGGAAACUUUUCAUUUUACUGAGAAAAUCCCAGAAGAAUUAAUUGUACAUAGGCAGACUGAAUUGGAAGAAAGGAUGCUUUCUAAUCAGACUGGCUUUUCUCCUUCAAUACCAUCAUUCCCUCAUCAUUCUCUUUCUCUGUCUGCAUCUGCUGCACCUGAAUCUGAAAGAAUCCAAGAACCCUUUUCAAUCAAGAAUGACAACAUAGUUCCUUCAAACCAUUCUCUAAAGCAAAUAAUUCCAGAUAGACUUUUAUCUUCAGAAGACACCCUGUAUCAACAGUGUAAUUUAAAUGCAGUCCGAGAACAAUUGAAUAUACAAAGGGAAGCCCUUCACUCAUGUCUGAAGGCCCAGGCAAAACUGGUUUCACAUAAAUCGGCUUCGGUAGGGGGAAAAGUACCUUCUAGUCAGACUAUACCACUGGUCCCUCAGCAUUUCCUUAGUUCAUCACUUUCUGCUAAAUCAGACUCUGGAGGAGUACAGAAACACUUUUUAACCAAGAGUGAGAGCACAAUUGCUCCAAGCCCACCCCUCAAACAGGUAUUUCAGGAUAGGCCUCUGAUUUCAGAAGAUAGUCUACAUCAAGUGGAUAGUGUGGAUAUUUUGAAAGCAAUGCAACAACAGUGGGCUUUACAGAAGGAAGCCUUCAACUUUGGUCAGAAAACCCAGGAGUUAAACCUUGUAAAUAGACCAAUUGCAGUGGAAGAAAAGAAGUCCUCUUCUCAGACAGAGUCUCCUUUACUACCACUUUCCCCUCAGCUUGCACUUGGCUCAUCACCUUCUGAUGAAUCUGACUCUGUAGGAAUUCAGGAAUUCCAUUUAACAAAGAGAGAUACUACAUAUCCUUUAGGUUAUAACACAACUCAAGAUCAGUGUUUGACUUCUUCAAAACCCAUAAUUGCUCAGCAAGAUAAUUUGAAAAUAAAUGAACAGUUAGAUUUGCAGAAGGAUUUAUUUCUUUUUAGUGAGAAAGCUCAUCCAGCUGUAGCAGAAGAAGGAAUACUUUCUAGUCACACCAGGCCCUCUUUAGUACCAUUGAUUCCUCAACAUUCAUAUAAUUCAUUACACUCUGCCAAAUCUGAAUCGGGAGGAAUCCAUUUCCCUCUACCAAGGAAAUGUGAGCCUGAAAUAUGUCCCUCAAGUGUUUCUUCAAUCCAGAUAUUUGAGGAUAAGGUUUUGGCUCCUUCACAACACAUUCUACCUCAGCAGCAUAAUCAGAUGGCUUUCCAGGAACCAAGAAAUAUACAGAGGGAAGCCUUUUGCUUUAGUGAGAAAAUUCAGGAAGAGCUAUUGGUACAAUCUAAGAUGGCUUUGGAGGAAAGGCUAUCUUCUAACCAGGCUGACUUUUCUUUCCUACCGUUAAUACCACAGCAUUCAUUUACUUCUCUACCUUCUACUAAGUCUGGAGGCAUCCAGAUAACCAGUUCACAUCCUGCAACCCCUAACAUGCAAAUAUUUCAGGAAAACCUUUUGGCUUCUUCAGAACACAUUCUUCCUCAGCAGGAUGAUUUGAAUCUUCAACAAGAACAAUUGGAUUUAGAGAGGAAAGCCUUUCAGUUUGAUGAGAGAGCCCAGCACCAGACAUUGGUGAAUGAAAAAUUUUCUGCUCAGGAUGACUCUUUUGUACCAUCGUUAGCUGACCAUGCAUCUGGUUCACCACCUUUUAAUUCUGAGGAAAUCCAAAACCCUCUUAUAGGCAAGAAUGAGAGCACACAUCCUACAAGCUACUCUACAGACCUUGAAUUUCAGGAUAGAGUUUCAACUUCAGGUGACAGCCAAUAUCAGCAAGAUAAUUUUAAAGCAAUACAAGAACAAUUGAAUAUACACAGGGAGGCCCUUUCCUUUGGUGAGAGAUCUCAGUUACAAUACCAUCUUUUGGAAGAGCAUGAAUUUUUCCCUCUUACUGGGCAUGACUACAAACUUGCAACCAUGGAAGAAAGAACGUCUAAUCAAGCUGAUUCCUCUCCUUUUUUGCCACAGUUCCCUUUGCAUUCAGUUAGUUCGUUGCCUUCAGCUGAAGCUGAGUCUCCUCCUGAUUCUGAAGAAUACCAAGAAUCUUUUUUAACCAGUCAAGAAAACACACUUCCCUCAAGCCAAUCUUCAAUCCACAUGUUUCAGGAUAAGCUUUUGGCUUCUUCAAAGCAUUUUUCAUCUGCUCAAGACAAUUUGAAGGCACUCCAGAAACAAUUGAAUAUACAAAAAGAAUAUUUUGAGGGGAGACAGAAAGCCCAAGAAGAAUGGCUUCUUCGAAGACAGACUGGACUAGAAGAGUUACAGAAGCAUGAAGAGGCAUUAAAGGAUUCACUUUAUGAGAAUCAGGCAAAUAAGUCCACACCCCAAAAUGUGAAAGAAAUAAAGCCAGGGCAAUUCACACAAUUAUUUCUGUCACAAGAGGUAGACAGAAAUCAUCAGGAAGGACUUAAUCAUACAGAGAAAAGCAAAUGUGAUGAUAGAGAAUUGCUUUUAGAAAACAUCAAUGCAGAUGAGCAUAUUGGUCAGCCACAAAACAGAGACCUAAGACAGAGACUUUCAAAACCACCUGUAGCAAAAAUCAGAUCAGGACUAGAUUUAAAUCAACAUGAACUUAGUGUUAUUCAAGAAGUGGAAUCACCAAAAAGUGGUAGAGCUUCUACUAGAGAGAAGAGAGAAUGUUAUAGGCAGAUUUCUUCCAAAUUACUUUCAAAUGAUUUGGAUUCUAACAACUAUGAAGAAACUAUUGUUCAAGAUAGAGAUCCUGUCAGAAUAUCAGUAAGCCAAUACCUGAGUUUGGGGGAUGGAUCACAAGAGAGUAAUCAGGCUGCUAGCCUGCAGACUGCAAAGCCAAUUCAUAGAAGUAGUAAUGAUGGUAUGUAUCAUUCAGGCCAGACCAAGAAUGUUGUAAUGGAGAAUCAUGAGUUACUCAGUUAUGCUGCUGAUUUGGAGCAGAAAGUGCCUAUAUAUCCUGGCUCAACUUUCAAGCCAAAAAAGAUUUUGCCAUCCAUACCAUGGUCCAGUAAUGACUUUGGUUCUCAAUCCCAUGUGCAAGAGUUACAAGAUGACCAGUUAUCUUCAUUAACAGUGUCUAGUGGGAGCUUUUUAAGUAAUGAAAAGUCUCAUUUAAACCUUGCAAAUUCAGAAUUAGAACAGACUUUUCCACAUUUAUAUCAUCAGCUCUUUCAUGCUCUGGAACCUAGACUUGACUUAGAUUUUUCAUCAUCUAUUUCUCAGUCUGGACUUUCUCAAGACCUGAGCAAGACCACAUAUCCUUCAACCCCUGCAAGCCAAGAUACAGUUGGAUCUCAUGAAAGUACAAACUCUACCACAGCUAUGGGGACCACCAGUCUUCAUUCCUCUCUUGGUGUAAACUUGCAUUCGGCUAUGAAUAGAAUGAAUGUGGCUCCUGAUUCCUCCCAAACUGAAGAUUUGCCUAAAGAAAAAACUAUUGUAGCAUUAUCUGAAGAAUUAUUUCAACCACUUCUACCUGAAUCUGUCUUAAGUGACAGUAGCUAUUCUACUGAAGGACCUUCACAGAACUUUAAAAAGGAGAAAUUUUCUCUCGGAAAGCAGUAUGAGGAGUUACCAGUACAGAAGAGAAAUGCUGAUGUCUGUCUAAGGACAGUUCUACAGAGCCCAACUUUCAGUUCCUCUGACGAUCCACAUUUGUUUGAUAGAAUGAGGGUGCCACACAGCACACCUUAUGAUUCUUCUUCAAGCAAGAGUUCAACAAAAGACCAAAUGGAAUCUAGAAAGGAAGAUUUGGGUUUUGAUGAAAUGAAAGGGAGUCAAACAGAAGUUAUUACAGGUGCUCCAAGUGAAACAGAUAGUAGGUGUGUGGUCAGAGAUCCAGAGACAUGUUUAGAAAGAUCAAGUGGAUCCAUAACAAGUGAAGAAAGUGUGGAGAUCUUUCGAAACACACCUCAGCAAUUGCCAUCAUCAUUCUUAAUAAGUCUCAGAUCCUGUUCAAUACAGAGCUCUGUGCCAGUUUGGGUAAGUGAGGAGACAAUAUCAGGACGUGGUAUCAUGGAAGAAGCUGAACUUACUUUAAUCAGCUCUACUGACAAUAGUGAUACAAAUUCAGAUUUGGAAAAUUUGAUUGAAGAAGAAAAUAAGGGGAGUGAAUUGAAAAGCUGUUUUCAGGUGAAACAAGAUUCAGAGUUGAAAGAAGAUUAUUCUGCUUGGAAACCAGAUUUAACUGUUACAGAACCUCCUGAGGAGAGACCAUCUUCCUCCUUUCAACAUCCUGAUACAUUCCAAGAAUGUAGUUCUGCACCAGGAAGCUUACAAGAAGCAUUUGUAAAGGAGAAAAUUUCAUUCAUUCAGCAAUCAUCACAAAGUCAGAAAGAAAUUAAUAAUGAAACUCAAACUUCUGGAAAAUCUCAGCCUAAAUCAACUCUAGAAAUUGAAAGAAAAAAGUAUCUGGUGGAGAGAAAAUCUUCUGAGUCAACAGUGAGUCAUUUAAAGAAAGUGAAUGAAGUUAAAGUGUGUUUCCCCGAAGCUAGGAAAACUGCACAAUCUCUUCGGCAUCACCAGGCUUUAAGAUUAUUUAAUCAGUUAGCUGAAGUGAGACAACAAAAGGAACAGAAAUCAAGACAGGAUGCCUCUGCUAGAAACAGAGAAAGGGCAAGAGAGUUUCACAGGAUGAGAGAAGUAUUUUGUCUAGAAUGUAACAACUAUUGCUCAGUUUGGAGGACACCAGAGUUAGCUGUUGCUGAAUCUACCUCAUUCCAGCUUACAGAGCCUGCAGUGAGUGAGUCGAAGACAGUGAAUGAAGUUAAAGUAUGUGUCUCUGAGGACACGAAGAUUGAACAAUCAUUUAUGAAAGGACUGGCUUUAAGGUUAUAUAAUCAGCUCACUGAAGUGACGAAACAACAAAAGGAGAAGCAAGCAAGACAAGAAGACUGAUAAAAUAAGGAAAGAGCAAAAAGGUUUAACAGGAUAUCAAGCCUAGAAUCUCAAAGUUGGAAAAUAUCUGAGGUUAUCUAAGCCAAUCGUUAUCAGAAGCAUGACGAAUUCUCUUCAGCAUCCCCAACAAAUAGUCAUGUCUCUUCCUGAACCAUUGGUGAAGACAUUAGAUGUAAAAAAAAGAUAAAAAAAGUAAAAAAAAAUAUUUAAAAAACUUUUCAUUAUAAACUGAAAUAUGCACUGUUAAAACCCUCCACUCCCCUUUUAGCUUCUACACAUUGGUUUUUUCUGCCAUAUAUAUAGUAAGCAGAUCAGGUCUAAAUCCUCUUCUGUACAUAAUUUCCCUUUACAUAUUUGUACGUAUUUUACAUAUUACAUACAUGAUCAUAAUACUUUAAUCAAAUAUGUAAAGGGAAACUAUGUAAAGUAUUAUGAUCAUUUUUCCUCCUCACACAUUCUCCAGUUUUUCAGUCACAUUUUGUAUGGCAUGGUUUCAUUUUCCCCUUACCAUCAUGAUUGCCCUUCACUAUCUUAUAAGUAUCCUCAAAAUGUGGUAACCAGAGCAACUCAGUACUCCAGAUGUGAUCUGAGCAAGGUUGAAUCUAUUAGGGAUUAUCACUUCCCUUUGUUCUAAAGACCACACACUUUUUACAGACCUUUGUCACACAGUUGACUUGGCAAACAUAAAAUUUAAUGUACCUCUUAAAACUCUUGUUUUACAUAGUAUUCAUUACUUUGUUUUUACAUCAUCUGCACUUCUCAAAAGAACUACCUACCUCUUAUAAAAGGAAUUUAUUUUUCAUUGCAGUUCAGUACAUUAGUUCUUUCAUGCUUUUCUGUAUUCAACUAUUCUCUAGUCAGUGGACAUCAUCUUUCUUUUUUCAUUGACUGCUUUGAGGCAUAUGCUUUUGAAUAGUUUGCAAAUGCUUGCUAAUUGCCUACUAAUACCAUCAAACUGCUUUUUUCAUCUUUGUUCUUUUCAGGGCGAAUUCCAUUUCCCCAGUAAGCAUGAGUCUUAGUGUGAUGGUUUUGUUGUCUUAAACAACAAUUAAACAAUUCUUUUUAUAAAAUAGUAUUUUUCCAAAGACAUGGAAAGAUUUAUUUUAUUUAAGUUAAACAUGCAGAAAAAAUUUUUGAAAUUUUUUCAAAACCUUUAAUACUCUCAUGACUUUGACUUAUUAGAAGAUACUACUCAUAAUGAGCUCAUAUUCUAUACCAGGUUUUUCUUCAGCUAUCAUAUCAGACUACUUGUCACAACUAUAUGCUAAAGGAGCAAGACCAAGUCUAAAAAGCCUUAGUAAACACUUGCAAAGCAGAAAGGCAGCUGUCUAGCCUCUUUUGUUGACUUACACUUUUCUGACAUCCAUACCUAUUCCCACCAAAUAACUGAAGGAUUUUGAGUUCCUUAACAUUAGGAGCAAAACCUUUACUUGCUUUUCGGGGGGUCAUUUGGACAACUGUCCUAUUGCACAAGCAAGGGAUAAGAUGAAUCACAGUUGAUGAAGGGAUGGAGGUUUCAGGGGCAGAAUAAGAAUCUGGCAAUUGAGUGCAUGUGGAGAUUGUUAAAUGACCGAUUCAUGAUCGUAUCAUAAGCAGCAACAGAAAUGAGUCCUCAGCGAGUUUGAAGAUUUUUUUGAAAGUUUUGACAUAUGUUAACAGGCAGUGAUGUUGCAGAUAAAAACAUCCCUGCCCCAAGACAUGAUCUCAGAUUAGUUCAAGCCCCCAUCUGUUCUCAAGUCUUUUAGAAAGACUUUACAGAAGGCAGAAUAGCCAAGUGCUUCCAUGAAGUCACAAAGCAAAAGUACCCAAAGAUCAUGUCUAAACUCAACUUUUUGUCACCAAAAAUGGUCUGUCAUAGCGAUUCAAAAUGACUCAGUCAAAUUAUAUUGAAAUUUAUAUUACUUUUAUUACAAAAACAGGAAGCCAGUAUUUUUAAAAAUUGCUUCUCCAGAGAACCUGGAAACAGAUGCCACUUUAGGUUGAUGGACAGCGUUUUCUGAUGGCUCUUGCUUUUUCCUCUGUUGUCUUGUCUUCAUUCUCUGAAAGCAUAACAAAAAAUUCCACCCCUAGUUAGUUAGUAUUAAUGAUCACACAGUACUAUUACUGCUCCGAAAAGUACAACAUAUAAGAUAACAUUCUUUGAGUUGCAGUAAAAGUGGGAUUGUGUCUCCUUAGUAAGAGACCAUGAUAACAUAUAUUAAUCAUGGCAUUCUUUAGAGACUUUUCCUCUUAGGUCACAGCGUUAAGAGCUUCUGGUUUCAUAGCCAUGUAAGCCCUCUUUGAAAUGACCUAGUGAAGUUUUAAGAGGGGAGUGGUGAGGGGGAGAGAAGUAACCUUACCUACCCAUCUGAAAAGUUUUGUUUUAAUUACAGCAUAGCUUGCUUCAGCAUACUUGUCAGGCUGAUCUAAAAUUAACAGAAAGAUUAAGUCAUUAGACCAUCUAGUAACACUUAUUCCAUUUAUUCACUGGACAAUGCACAAUGCCUGGCCUCCUGUUUAAGGAUUGAUGAAUUAAUGUACUAAUACAACCAGAACCCAGAUCUCUAUGAACUGUUCCCAAUAGGUUAAAUGCUAAUAAUAUUAGCAAAUAUAAACCUCUUGGGUAAUUUUUUAUGGUCAUGUCCACAGCAAUCAGAAACCACAUUCUAAAAGCCUUGGUAAUGACCAGAUGGUAACUAUCAUUAGUAAAUCCACUAAUGUUCCCAAUCACUAGGAAGUUGAUGUCCAUUAACUUGUGUAUUUACAUACCUUUUAGCUAGGCUUUUCCCCCUAUCAUUCCUUUGUAGUUGAACAGCUGAACACCUGUAGUGA